Messenger RNA from Cordyceps fumosorosea ARSEF 2679, 825 nucleotides. RefSeq names its product hexose-6-phosphate isomerase. NCBI's taxonomy places the organism in Eukaryota, Fungi, Ascomycota, Sordariomycetes, Hypocreales, Cordycipitaceae. The record is from RefSeq and is a predicted model, not a curated record. The coding region runs from base 1 to 825 and encodes 274 amino acids. Gene Ontology annotation, cellular component: cytosol. Gene Ontology annotation, molecular function: zinc ion binding; mannose-6-phosphate isomerase activity. Gene Ontology annotation, biological process: carbohydrate metabolic process; GDP-mannose biosynthetic process. The transcript has 2 exons.
AUGGAAAUACACCCAACAGCAUUCGGGCUCUACGGCACAUGCAACAACUACCCGUGGGGUCGCAAAGGAACCAAAUCUCUCGCAGCACGCCUGUGUGCAGCGACGUCCCGAGACGAUUUUCGAGUCGACGAAAAUGAACACUAUUCUGAGAUGUGGUUUGGGGACUACCCUGACUUUCCGGCUCGGUUGAGGGAUCGCCAAGACCUCGGCGAUAUGCUGCGAAAUAACAAGAUGAAGCUUCUUGGUAAGCAUUCUGUCGACAAAUUUGGCGAUCAAUUGCCAUACCUGCCAAAGAUCCUCUCCAUAGCCAAGGCCCUUCCGCUGCAAGUCCAUCCCAAUAAGGCCCAGGCUGCCCGGUUGCACCAACAAAACCCCGAGAGAUUCCCGGAUUCUAACCACAAACCUGAGAUCGCAAUUGCUCUGUCGCAUUUUGAGCUCUUUGCUGGUUGGAAGCCGCUUGAUCGUAUCUCGCCCUUGUUCAACACGCCCAACCUCCGUCGCUUUGUGCCGUCCACAACAUCAUGGACUGACGAGACCCUGCGCCAUGUCGUACGCGGCUUACUAAAAAUCGAUUCUGAUACUAUCCAAGCCAUUCAAGAGGACUUGAAAGUACAUUUCGAGCAAGAUUCUAAGAGCACCGGCUCGCAGACGUCAAACUACCUCCUUCGGGUUCUUGGCCAACUGCAAGCACAGUACACCAACACCGAUCCCGGGACUCUGGUGGCCGUGCUCUGUAUGAAUUACUUUGUGCUUGAAGCCGGCGAGGCCAUCUUUAUCCCUGCCGGUGGCGUCCACUGCUACAUUUCGGGCGACAUCUUUGAGUAA